This is a messenger RNA of Mucor mucedo, 1196 nucleotides long. RefSeq names its product P-loop containing nucleoside triphosphate hydrolase protein. NCBI's taxonomy places the organism in Eukaryota, Fungi, Mucoromycota, Mucoromycetes, Mucorales, Mucoraceae. The coding region runs from base 42 to 1154 and encodes 370 amino acids. The record is from RefSeq and is a predicted model, not a curated record. The transcript is spliced from 3 exons.
GAGGGGGGAGAGAUCUAAAAAAAAAAAAAUUUAAAGAGCAAAUGGAGACGGAUAUGGUGACAUGUGAUGAAGAUAUGGAAAAAGUACGUGAAUCCAUCCUUGAAUAUAAAGCCAACGCUACGAACAUGAAGGAAGAGAUGGAUGGGAUUGAUGCAGCGGUUGUGGAGACGCAUGCACAAUUGGACAACGAACGACGUAUCUUGAACGCUCAUAAUGAAGAGUUUAACGAAUUAUGUACCAUCCAUGAACGUAAAUCAAAGGAAUGUGUCGAACUCAACCUGAGAAUACAAAAGAUUGCCCAUGAGAAUGAACGAUUCCAAAAGGAAAGAGCAACUUCCGAACAGACAGUGAAGGAAAUGGAAGUGCAACAUGAAUGGAUUGUAGAUGAAAAGCAAAAUUUUGGAGAAGCGGGGACAGUGUAUGAUUUCCAAAAUAUGAAUCUGGGAGAUAUCAAGAAGCAACUUUCACAGACAAGUGCUAAACAUGAAUCCUUACGUAAAAAGAUCAAUGUGCGUGUGAUGAAUAUGAUUGAUAAUGUUGAAAAGAAGGAAGUGGCCUUAAAGGAAAUGUUAUCGACCAUCCAAAAGGAUAAGAAGAAAAUUGAAGAUACCAUUGUCACACUUGAAAAUUACAAGAUGGAGGCACUCGAAAAGACAUUUGUCAAGGUGGAUAAAGAUUUCUCGGAUAUUUUCGGUGAUCUCCUGGACGGAAAUAAGUGUAAAUUACAAGCACCUGAAGGAAAAUCAAUUUCAGAAGGAUUGGAAGUCAAAGUGUGUCUGGGUGGUGUUUGGAAGCAAAGUCUGACUGAAUUAAGUGGUGGACAAAGAUCCUUGAUUGCCUUGUCAUUGAUCCUGUCACUGCUUCAAUUUAAGCCUGCACCAAUGUAUAUUCUCGAUGAAGUGGACGCAGCUCUUGAUUUAUCCCAUACCCAAAACAUUGGUUCUCUGUUACGUACACGAUUUAAAGGAUCCCAAUUCUUGGUGGUAUCUCUUAAGGACGGUAUGUUUAAUAACGCCAAUGUUUUAUUCAAGACACGUUUCAAGGAUGGUACUUCUGUAGUCGAGAGAACUACACCUUAUCGUAAGGAAGUGGAAGCAUCUAGUAAUAGAAAGCGUGGAAGAACAGAUAAAGAGAACCAACCUGCAGCUGUUUGAGAAAAGAAAAAUAAAAGGGGGGGGCCUUUGGUGUAACGAGGU